This is a messenger RNA of Lasiosphaeria miniovina, 2346 nucleotides long. RefSeq names its product small conjugating protein ligase-like protein. The coding region runs from base 1 to 2346 and encodes 781 amino acids. The transcript has 8 exons. Gene Ontology annotation, biological process: vesicle-mediated transport; intracellular protein transport. The record is from RefSeq and is a predicted model, not a curated record. Gene Ontology annotation, cellular component: fungal-type vacuole; CORVET complex. Lineage: Eukaryota; Fungi; Ascomycota; Sordariomycetes; Sordariales; Lasiosphaeriaceae.
AUGUCGGCACAAUUCGCCGCGAAGAGGCUCGGCAAGGAGCUACAAAAGAUCAACAAGAGCCUCCCGCCACUCCCGCCUGGUAUCGAGCUCGUGUCAGCCGAAGACUUUGAGGAAUGGCUCCUAGACAUUCGAGUCCUGGAUGACAACCCGCUCUACUUGGGCGAGAUAUACAGGCUCAAGUUCAAAUUCGGCCCGUCAUAUCCGAUCGAAGCCCCCGAGGUGGUCUUUGUGAAGCUCCCCGACAGACCGAUUCCGAUACAUCCCCACGUCUACUCGAACGGAAUCAUCUGUCUUGACCUCUUGGGAUCGCAGGGCUGGAGUCCAGUCCAGAGCGUCGAAACGGUCAGCCGAAUGGCAAGCUCGCUCCCACCCAUGGCUCCUCAGGCCGGCCUUGAUACGGAGCAGGUCAGGGACAAGGCCCGCAAGGACCUGCUAUAUCUCCUUGAAGGAGUCCGCGGCAAGAAGAACCUUGUCAUUGAGAAGCAACUCGCCGGCCCUCUCGGCAUCAUCGUCAAAGCCUCAACCCUCCGCGACUAUGGCGUCGACAGUUUCUUUUUCCUCGAGAACAACAAUACAGACACAAGCCAGAGUAAUGUCGUCUUCAUUGCCCGCGGCGAGUCCACUCGCCACGCCCGUGCCAUCGCAGGCCAGAUAAGACGUCUGCAACGCGAGAGCCAAUCCCCACACGAAUUCCAUGUCUUCUGGGUCUUGGAGGAGGCGGGUGUGCUGGGCGACGUCAAUAUCGCCGAGCUACCUCUUUAUUUCUUUCCGCUCGAGAAGGAUGUCCUCUCUCUGGAACUGGACGAAUCAUUCCGAGACUUGUACCUCGCAAAGGACCCUACCCCCAUCUUUCUUCUGGCCCGCGCCUUGAUGGGGAUCCAACAAAAGCAUGGCCUAUUUCCUCGCAUCAUCGGCAAGGGCGAUAACGCAAAACGGGUCGCUGAUCUCCUCUCCCGCAUGCGGCAAGAACUUCUCGCGGGCGAGGACGCCAGUGAUACGGACAAGAUCGGUCUCAGCCCCAGUACCACAACUGAAAGCAUUAUUAUUAUCGACCGUGAAGUGGACUUUGUCACGCCUUUGCUCACGCAGCUCACGUACGAAGGGCUCAUAGACGAGGUGUUUGGGAUCCAAAAUAACCAGACAGACGUGGACACGACAAUUGUCGGCGCGCCGGCACAGCCAACAGCCCAAGGCACGCCGGCCGCCGCGCCCGCAAAUAGCCAAACACGGAAGCGCAAGAUCCAACUUGACGCAUCGGAUAAUCUGUUUGAGCAACUUCGUGACACCAACUUUGCCAUUGUGGGAUCACGGUUGAACAAGAUAGCCCAUCGAUUGCAGAGUGAUUUUGAGAGCAGGCACAGCACCAAAACGACAGCAGAACUAAGCGAGUAUGUCAAGAAGCUCCCCGGGUACCAGGCGGAACAGCAGAGACUUAAAAUACACACGGGCCUGGCCGAGGAGAUUACCAAAUACACGCGGACGGAACAGUUUAACAAGCUUCUCGAGGUCCAACAGAACCUCGCAGCUGGGGCCGAUCCAUCGUCCCAGUUCGAGGCGAUUGAGGAACUCAUUGCCCGUGACACCCCCCUACCCCAAGUCCUCAGGCUUCUGUGCGUCUACUCAUGCAUAUCUGGCGGCAUCAAGACCAAAGAGCUGGACCACUUUCGGCGGCUUAUUCUCCAGGGCUACGGCUACCAACACCUACUUACCUUACAGAACCUCGAAAAGCUACAGAUGUUUCUGUCGAGGUCGUCACCGCUCGCCUCAAUGAUCCCUAUGACCGGAGGGGCGGCGGGUGCUACGGGCACCAAGACCAACUACACGUUUUUGAGGAAGCAGCUCCGGCUCAUCGUAGACGAAGUCAACGAGCACGACCCCAACGACAUUGCCUAUGUCUACAGUGGCUAUGCACCCUUGUCGAUCCGGCUAGUGCAGUGCAUAUUGCAGAAGCAGUACCUACUCUCCAUUACACGAGGAAGCGGAGCAACGGGCACGCCGGGUCCUGCCGGUAGUGGUGCUCAGGGGUGGAGGGGGUUUGAUGAUGCUGUAAAGCAUGCCAGAGGGGCGACUUUUGACGAGGUCCAAAAAGGCGAAGACAAGGCGGUCAAGGCCCGGGCGCUGCUGUCGGGGGGCGGCGACAAGAAGACGGUGUUUGUCGUGUUUGUGGGGGGUGUCAGCUUUACCGAGAUCGCGGCCCUCAGAUUCAUUCAGAAAAAGGAAGCCGCCCGGAGAAAUAUCGUUAUUUGCACCACAUCGAUCAUUAGCGGAAACGUGAUGAUGGACGCGGCGAUCGAGAAGGAGGGUUUCGGCAAGGAGGCCCAAGCCUCGGAAACCCCAGACAGAUAG